CUAAAGCUUUGCACUUACAGAACACCUAUGCGGGGCUUGGCUGACCGUCUAUCCUCGAAGCACUCUUUCAGUGCUGUUAUCAGAUAUAGUUGACAUUAAGUAUCAAUAUUUGCGUAUUCCGGGAUAGAAAUGCAACGAGGGCGGCAAAGAUCACCUGACAGGUGGAAUGGAGGGGAGCCGCCAGGUCAGGGCGGGUGGGAGCGGGAGCGCGAGCGCGAGCCGGCUCCCAGAGAGCGGGAGUAUGACGACAGGGACUGGGUCCGCGACCGCUCCCGCAGCCGCUCCCGGUCUCCUCGAGGGCGCUACAUGGGAAGCAUGAAUGUGGGCGGGCCGGCGCGGGGCGGCGGCGGCGGCGGUGGCGGGCCCGGUGGCGGCAGCGGCGGCUGGGGCCCUGGCGGCGGCGGCCCAGGGCUUGGCCCGGGCGGCGGCAUGGGGCCACGCGGGGUAGACGGGCCCCCGCGUGACUACCACCGCUUCCCCCCGCCACAGCACUACGGGGCUCAAGGCGGCAUGCGUGGCCCAGGCGGCGGCCCCGGGGGCCCUUACGAGCGCGGGCCCCCUGGGGGACCAGUCGACAGGGGCGGCGACAGGGGAGAUUGGGGCAGCGACAGAGCUGGCGACAGGGGCGGCGACAGGGGCGGCGACUGGGGCAGUGACCGGGGUGGCGACAGGGGGGAAUGGGGCAGCGACCGCGGCGGUGACAGGGGCCCCGGGCCGCACGGCACCUACAGCCGCGAGCGGGAGCGGGAGCGGGACAGCCGCAGUGAGGUCAGCGCCUCCACUUCAACGUCCGGGGACGAGGGUGAUCACCGGGGCCAGCGCCGUGGCGGCAUGGGCGGCGGCGGAAGGCACAGGCACGGCCGGCCGCCGCCGCUCAAUUCCAGCGGCGCUGUGGACGGCCCUGGGCUCAGCCAAGGCCAGGCCGGCGGCGCAGGCCCCGGCCCCGGCACUGCCACCACCCCCAGCCAAGCAGCCGCUGCAGCCGCUGCCGCUGCUACAGCUGCUGCUGCCGCGGCCGCCGCGGUGGCGGGUCCGACGCGGCGUGAGACGGAGCUGCAGGCGCGUGUGACGACGCUGGAGGCGGAGCUGGAGGCACAAAAGGCGGCGGGCCAGGCAGACAGGAAAAAACUGGAUUUUGUCAGCGAGAAGGUCCGGGCGGUGGCUGAGCGCUCCAAGGCACGUGGCACCAUGCUGGUGCGCCUGGUCGGGGCACUGAGGAAGGUGGGCGUCGCACAGGCCGGCGUGGAGGCGGCACAGGCGGAGCUGGCGCGGGCGCAGGAGGAAAUGACCCUGGUGGUGCAGCAGGCAACCAUGAUGGUCGAGAGCGAGGAGGCGCAGUACGCGGGGGCCGCCCGGACCGACGGUGCCAAUGGCCAACAGCAGCAGCAACAGCAGCAACAGCAGCAACAGCAGCAACAGCAGCAACUGCAGCCGGGGAAUAUGGACACAGACGGGCCGCCUCCGCCUCCACCGGAGCCGGGGAGCAAUGAGCUCCCGCUGGGGCCAGACGGCAGGCCGCGGGGCAUGCCCGGUGGCCUGAGCUUUAAGCUCAAGAUUCCGACAAAUGUUUGAUGCGAUGGUGCUGUGUUGUGCCGGUGGGAAAGGCGCGCUCUACACCUGUUGUUGGGGGGUAGAGCCUGCACCGCCAGUACGGCACGGCUGCUGAGAGCGUUUCGGCGGUACGGGACUGGUGCGGAGGGCACGAGGUAUAGGCGCCUGACGCCUAUGUGCAUAGGCAUACGAGUUGCAGGCCUUGCAACUGACGGAAUCGGGAUUUAGAUUGCUAGUGUGGGCUCAAGUUGACCGAAUGCUGCGCAGGUGUUGCGGGAACAGUUGCGGGAGACACCUGCUGACCCGCAUGCUGUUAACAGGCAUGGUUUCGGCUGGCGGCCCCCUCGGGAACAUGCACCCCUACGUGAAUCUGGUCGCAGGAUGCAUGGUGCGUGUGCUGCUGCUCGUCUGGCAUGUUGUGGCAGCUGGCGCAUAUCUAAUGUUGGCGCGUGUAAGCUGUUCGCCGC
Molecule: messenger RNA, 2018 nt
Organism: Chlamydomonas reinhardtii
Lineage: Eukaryota; Viridiplantae; Chlorophyta; Chlorophyceae; Chlamydomonadales; Chlamydomonadaceae
Exons: 6
Coding region: 130-1572 (480 amino acids)
Source: RefSeq, a predicted model, not a curated record